Emericellopsis cladophorae is the source of this 1260-nucleotide messenger RNA. RefSeq lists its product as uncharacterized. The coding region runs from base 1 to 1260 and encodes 419 amino acids. NCBI's taxonomy places the organism in Eukaryota, Fungi, Ascomycota, Sordariomycetes, Hypocreales, Bionectriaceae. The transcript is spliced from 2 exons. The record is from RefSeq and is a predicted model, not a curated record.
AUGUCAGACGGCCAAGCUCCUGCACCGGGUUUGCCCCCGGCCAUCUCGAACCCGGACGAAGAUGAGAGUGGUAGAAUCUUGGGCGCUGUCGUUGCCGUGACGACGCUGGCCCUGAUCACGGUCGCGACGCGGUUCUACGUUCGCAUGGUCAUGAUCAGGAGCUUUGGAUGGGACGACGCUAUGAUGGCACUCACCAUGUUGACUUCGCUGGCUGGCUGCGGCGUGGCUGUCGCCUCGGUCCACUAUGGCGCUGGCCGACAUCGUGGAGAUAUUCCACCCGACGAUUUUGAGACUGGGAUGAAGCUCAACUUUAUCAGCCAGCCAGUGUACCUGUUUGCUAUCUGCUUUGUCAAACUGGCCGUUGGCUGCUCGCUCCUGCGGAUCGCGUCCACCAAGUUCUACACAUGGCUCAUCAGCGGCAUCAUGGGCUUUAUGCUAUUCUAUACCAUUGCUUGCUUCUUCGUGGGUCCCUUCUUUGCCAGUUUUGCGUUUCUUGACUCACCUCGCCUGCAGACCAUCAUCUUACAGUGCACAGACAUUCGUGUCCUAUGGAACCCAAACAUCCGGUCGACCUGCUGGACCAUGCAGACCCUCCAAGGCCUGUCCUACACGAAUGCUGCCCUCAACAUUCUCACAGAUCUGCUCUUUGCCGUCAUCAUCCCUGCCCCCAUGCUGUGGAACCUAAACGUACAACGACGGACACGCAUGACUCUCUUGUUUGUCCUCGGCCUCGGCGUGUUUGCCUGCGCCGCCGCACUCGUCAAGGUCGGCUACGUGGUCAACUAUGGCAAGGUGGGCGACUUUCUGUGGGACUCGCGGGACAUCACCAUCUGGACAGCGACCGAGACCAAUGUCGGCAUCGUCGCGGGCAGCCUGCCGACGUUGCGCCCCAUCUUCAAGACCUUCCUCGGCAGCAUCUACGGACGAGGCACAAAGCCAACCAACAGCCAGAGCCAUUUCUACGGCCACGGCACCAAUCGAGGUUCCAAACAUUGGCAGGCCCUGUCCUCCAGCGGCGGGCGCAACAGAAGCAGGCCGGCGGAUGACCUCGCAGACGAGACGAGCAGUCAGGAGGCCAUUGCCUUGGGGCGGAUAAGGGACGAGUAUGACUUGACGGGCAAGGCUGGUGGUGCUACGACAAUCGUGACCGCAGCUGGCGCCACCGGCGAAGACCCCGAUCAAAGCGGCAUGGCGUCGGGCCUGUAUCCAAAAGGAAUCCAGAAGACAACGUCGACAACUGUGUAUCAUUCUGAGUUGUGA